This is a messenger RNA of Funneliformis caledonium, 825 nucleotides long. NCBI's taxonomy places the organism in Eukaryota, Fungi, Glomeromycota, Glomeromycetes, Glomerales, Glomeraceae. The record is from the annotation of a GenBank genome assembly.
AUGUAUCUCGCAGCAGUAGCUCAAUUUUGCGCAACAAAUUUGAUUACAAAAAAUCGUCAAAUAUGCAUUGAAUUGCUUGAGAAAGCAUCAAGGAAUGGAGCAACGAUGAUAUUUUUUCCUGAAGCUUCAGAUUUUAUAGCAAAAGAUUCCGAAGAAACUUUAUCAUUGACAUCAUCAAUUAGUAAUAAUUCAUUUGUGAAUGAUAUUAAAGACGCUGCUAUAAAACGAAACAUUUGGGUUUCAAUGGGAAUUCAUGAAUCUGUAGUGAGACGAUCAAUAAUUGAAACAUAUAGAAAACUUCAUUUAUUUGAUGUAAAUAUUAAAGAUGGACCGAUUCACUUGGAGAGUAAUACAACGAUACGUGGAGAAAAAAUUUGCGAUCCUAUACCUACACCUUUAGGGAAUUUAGGAUUAAUGAUCUGCUAUGAUUUGAGAUUCCCUGAAUUAUCUUUAGAAUUGAGGAAGAGAAGUGCAGACAUUUUAACAUUUCCAUCAGCAUUUACUAUCAAAACUGGACAAGCCCAUUGGGAAGUAUUAUUGCGUGCUAGAGCUAUAGAAAAUCAAUGUUAUGUCGUUGCAAGCGCUCAGAUUGGACAACAUAAUGAAAAGCGAGCUAGUUAUGGACACGCAAUGAUUGUGGACCCAUGGGGUACCGUAUUAGCCAGAUGCUCUGAAACAGUUGAGCCAUCGCUAGCUUUUGCUGAAAUAAAUCUUGAUCAAUUGAAAAGAAUUCGAACAGAAAUUCCUCAUGGCAAUGAUUUAAGAGCUCACAGUGAAACAUUAAAUAAAGGCGAAAGUUUUAUUAAAUUUACGGAUAUUUCAUGA